This is a messenger RNA of Periconia digitata, 1203 nucleotides long. The record is from the annotation of a GenBank genome assembly. NCBI's taxonomy places the organism in Eukaryota, Fungi, Ascomycota, Dothideomycetes, Pleosporales, Periconiaceae.
UCGCCCCCGGCGGACCCUUCAUAUUCACUUCUUUUCUGCUUUGUCUUUUCAUUUUCACUCUCGCUACUUUUGACAAUGCGGAUCUCUAUCAAUCAUAUUACCACCACCCUCUUGGGUCUAGGAAGCGUCCUCUCUGGCGUGGCUGCAGCCCCAACUAGCUUCAAGCAGUUGAAUGCCAGAUCCAAAGGAGUUCCAGAUAUCAAGGCAGAACCCUAUAAUUACGAGGUCAACGCCAGUCCUGCUGUGGGUAACAAGGAAACCUUCCGAGUCAACAGAAAAGGCACUGGUGAGACCCAUUUGGAUGUGAUCAGUGUCAACCGCAAGACCAACACGGUAACGGUCGAAGACGCCAACAACGAUAAAGACCCACGAAAGGAUAGGAUUCCCUUGAGAGACAUCGCCAUGUAUCUCUACGUGAACAAGAGUCCGAAACAGGAAGAAGCGACCCUGAAGAAGAUCUCCUUUGCACCCGUCGUGGAGAAAAACACAAAACCUGCUAUCAAGGCUGCCCAGAAGAAGCUAGGAAAGUCUGCGUUCAAGGUCACUCCGGCAUCAACCGGAAAGGAGAAAGAAGUGUUCAACGACUUAUCCAAGACUGUUUUUGGUAGAUCUGUGGCCCAUUACAAAUCCGAUUAUGGCUUGAACGUCGGGGCUAUUGAGAUCGUCGGAGGCGCUGAGAGCUUCAACAUGGAUUUUCAUAUGCAGACUGGACCUGUUCAUUCUUCCUCUCCCUCUGAUUCCGAUAAGAAAGAUGGAAAGGACGACAAGAAAGAUGGCAAAGACGAUAAGAAAGACAAGGACGAUAAGAAGGACAAGGACAGCAAGGACAGCAAGGACAGCAAGGACAGCAAGGACAGCAAGGACGGCAAGGACGGGAAGAAAGGUAGCAAGCCUGAAGUGCCUUCAAAACCCUCUAACCUUAAGGAGGGCGGCAAGAAAGAUAGCAAGGAUGGUAAUCAAGAUAGCAAAGGAAGCGGCAAAGACAGCAGCAAGGACAACAAGAAGGAUGAAAAAGAUGACAAAAAGGACGACAAGAAGGAUGAAAAAGAUGAAAAGAAGGAUGGCAAGAAAGGCAAAAAGCCUGAGGUUCCUUCCAAGCCAUCUAACCUCAAGAAGGGCGGGAAGAAGGACGAUGACGACGACAGCAAAGACAGCAAGAAGAACGGCAAAAAAGGCGGUAAGAAGGGUUCUUUAUUUUCCUAA